Molecule: messenger RNA, 2572 nt
Organism: Megalobrama amblycephala (Wuchang bream)
Lineage: Eukaryota; Metazoa; Chordata; Actinopteri; Cypriniformes; Xenocyprididae
Gene: cipca
Product: CLOCK-interacting pacemaker a
Exons: 4
Coding region: 235-1272 (345 amino acids)
Biological process (GO): negative regulation of circadian rhythm; negative regulation of DNA-templated transcription
Cellular component (GO): nucleus
Source: RefSeq, a predicted model, not a curated record
CCAUUUAAGUCAGCCGCGAAGGCGGAGCUAGGUUUGUAAACUCACGUUGCACUCUGGGCAGUCAGGUUCCCACAACAACAAAAAUAUAAGCUUAGUGUAUCUCGUCAAGCGUCAUUUCACAAACAAGCUUUAACAAGACAAGGAGUUUGAAGAGAAUUGUUCUUGUCACUGCCUGGAUCAGGGCUGUACAGAUGGACUAAAAUAAAACGAAUUGGACACCAGAGAAGAUCCAACAUGGGCAACAAACGGAAAGCCUCCAAUGAGAUCGACAAAGAUUCAGAUGCCAGCUCAGGGUAUUAUAGUGCUUUGGACCAGACAGAUUUUGAAGACAUGGGACCAACCAGUAUUGCAGCACAAAGCAUGCCUACAGCUGCCCAGGUGCCUUUCAUUCCUGGCUCACAUCAAGGCAUCUCUCCCAUGAUCGUAAUGAACAACCUUGUCCUCAAGCAGCCAAACUCUGUGGCCCCAGCGUUGAAACCUUGGAGCUUAAACACUUCAGUAGAUAUGGUUCCUCAGUCCCAGCUGCUUUUCCUACAGCCAGUCAUACCCACUAGUGACUGUAGCGGCCAAAGCUCUGACAAGCAGAAACUUUCCAGAAAGCAUGUUCCCAUGCAAAACACCUUUGCAAAAAUUGUCCCACACCCUGCACAUUGGUCUACAGUCGACCAGGGUGCCAAUGCCAUCAAUAAGAGAGCAAACCACAAUCAUGGUGGUAGACAUCAACGACGUUCUUACAAUGAUAAACCUCUCCACAGUUCCUCUUUGAAGCAGGAUGACUCUGAGACAUUUGAGGGUUAUGGAGUAGACCCUAAUAUUGCUUCUUUGGAAGAAAUGGGUGUGGAAAACCCCUCAUCCAGGCUUUCUGACCUUCAGGAGCCCCAUACCACCACUUCACCAUUCUCACUUUGCACUGACACCUUCCUCGCUUCAUUCCCUCAGAAGUGUCCCAAAUCCUCAGUCACCCAUAGCAGUGAUGUGGAAAGUAUCUCAGAGGCCCACUCUCCAAGUUCCAGCAAACGCAAACGCUUCUGCAACACGUAUAAUAUUCUGAAUCGGUCAGGCCUGCUGGGCAUCACACUGCGCACAAAAGAACUUAUUCGACAAAACAAACGUUCCCAGGCCCAACUUCAGAGUCUGCAGGCUCAGACUGACCUCUUCAUGGAGGCCAUAUGUAGUGGAGACCCCAAAGUCUGGACCAGAUUGCAGCUCAUCCUCCAGAACUCUAGAAACAGCGAGGAGACGCCAAUGGAAUCAAUGGUGGACUCAGCGUAGGAUACCACAGAUGCGGGUUGUGUGGUGUAGUAGCAGGUUCAGAUAUUAAUAUUUCAACUGUUGAAUUAUGCGGUUUUAUGGAAUAACCAUCUUUGCUCAGACCUUAGAAGGCACAUUUCUAAUCAGUCACUUAAGAAAUUUUCAACUUUUCAUAAUCUCAGUUGGAAAUAGACUUGAGAGAUCUACUCAUCACAUCAUAUGUUAUCUAUCCAAUAUCAGUCAUCUUUAUACUUGUGGUUUUAUCAAAAGUAUACAAAUACAAUGUUUAGGUUACAACUGCAUCUUUUUCUGAAUGAAGUGAUUCAUUCGAAAAUGAAAUGACACUCAAUUUCAGAGUUUAUUAGAACAGCGUGCUCUCAUUUUAAAAAGAACGCUAUUGACCGUAUUUUACUCUAAUUGGUUGCUAUUGAAUUGAGGCCUUGGAACACCAGAACUGGAAAAAUAGUUUCUGCUCUAAAUGCACCAAAAUGGGAAGACCUUUAUUUUCUAAUAUCUGUAUCUAAUAAAUGCCUUUAACAAAUUACAAACAUUUGUGUUUUAACUUUAAGAGAUUAUACUUAAGUGCACAAUAAUGAGUCAAUUGUUUUUAAUUCAGUUAAAAAUGUGAAAUCAUCCUUAUGCAUAUUUGAACAUUUGUAAUGGUGUCUUUGUAAUAAAUAUUAUUUUUUAUGUGUAUAACGUGUUCUCAUCUCCAAGUAAAUCUUCUUGUUACUCUUUGUAUUGUUGUCUAUGGGAAAGACCAAUGGACUUUAAGAGUAAGAUGACUUAUAAUCGUUUGUGCUAGUCAGGGUCUAUUUGAAUGUGAUUAAUAUUUUUAAUGCCUUGUGUUGUAUUCUUAAGUGGGUUGUUUACAUUCUUAACAGAGAGUGUUUAUAUUUGGUUUUGGGUGCGAAUGAGCAAAUUGGCAAAUGUACUGGUUGAUAUUUUUCCCCUGUAGCAAUCUGUUAUACUGCAUGCAUACAGACGGUUUAUUGUGUUUGGGAAAGCAGGUACUAAUAAGCCUUGAUCAGGUGUAGUGGAGUAAUGAUAAGUGAUAGCAUGUACGCUCUACUAGUGUACUUUGCUGUACAAAUUUUACAUUGUUUUUUUUUUCUGUUGUCAUUUUGUGGAAUGCAUUUGUAUUUGCUUUCCAAAAAUAUAAAUUGUGUUGAUUUAUCAGACCCGAUACUACUUUUUUUUUUCUGUAGAAAUCUAUGCAAUAGUCUUGUUUAGAAUUAGCAUUGUACUGAAGUGAAGUUUUGUAUUCUCUAGGUGUCAUUUGACUUUAUGUGCCUUCAGAAAUAAAGGCAUUUGAAAUACA